Molecule: messenger RNA, 1975 nt
Organism: Myripristis murdjan (pinecone soldierfish)
Lineage: Eukaryota; Metazoa; Chordata; Actinopteri; Holocentriformes; Holocentridae
Gene: gal3st3
Product: galactose-3-O-sulfotransferase 3
Biological process (GO): glycolipid biosynthetic process
Cellular component (GO): membrane
Molecular function (GO): galactosylceramide sulfotransferase activity
Source: RefSeq, a predicted model, not a curated record
GCAGUGAAACACAGAGAGAUGUCGCAGAAGAAGAUAUUCCUGGCUUUCGUUGCCAUAAGUACUGUCAGUCUUUUGCUGCACCGUGGAGGCCACUGGAGCUGGACCAUGGAGGCCUUCCAUCUAGGUUGCUCUGCCCUGCGGUCCCACCCCUCCCCGGGCCUGAAGCCCAAACACACCAACGUGGCCUUCCUCAAGACCCACAAGACGGCCAGCACCACCAUGCAGAACUGCUCUUUCCGCUUCGCCGAGCGCAACAACCUGACGGUGGCGCUGCCCGUGCAGACCUGCGGGCACCAGUUCUGCUACCCGCGCUCCUUCACCUCUCACUUCGUCCACCCCCACACGCUGCCGCCCAGCAUCAUCACCAGCCACAUGCGCUUCAACCGGGCCGAGCUGCAGCGCCUCAUGCCCAACGACACGGUUUACGUCACCAUCCUGAGGGAGCCCGGCUCGAUGUUCGAGUCCUUGUUUAGUUACUAUAACCAGUACUGUCAGAGCUUCAAGAGGGUGCCCAACGGCUCCUUGGAGGCUUUUUUAGAAGAGCCCUGGCGCUACUACCGCCCCGACGAGAAGGACUCCAUGUACGCACGCAACACCUUGACCUUUGACCUGGGCGGGGACAAAGAUCGACCGGCCACCGAUGCGGUGUACGCGCGGAGCUUCGUGGCGGAGGUGGAGCGGGUGUUCUCCCUGGUGAUGAUCGCCGAGCACUUCGACGAGUCGCUGGUCCUGCUCCGCCACCUCCUCAACUGGGACUUGGACGACGUCCUGUACGUCAAGCUCAACAUGCGGACGCCGAGCUCAAAGCGGAGCCUGACGCCGAGCCUCCCCGCCAAGAUCCGCGCCUGGAAUUCCCUCGACGCCCGCCUCUACGACCACUUCAACGCCUCGCUGUGGCGCCAGCUCUCCGCUCUGGGUCCCGCCUGCGUGGCCCGGGAGGUGCGGCUCCUCCGGCGAGCGCAGGAGAGGUUGAUGAGGAGCUGCUUCGGCGGGCGGAUGCCGCUUCUCCGCUCGGCCGCGCAGAUCAAAAACAAAGACCUGCGCCCCUGGCAGCCCAGCGCCAAAGUCGACAUCGUGGGCUACGACCUCCCGGCUAACCUCAGCCGUGGACCGUCGGGUCUGGCUCAGGAGCUCUGCCUCAAGCUCAUCAUGCCAGAGGUCCAGUACACGCGGGUUCUCCUGCGCUCACAGUCGCUGCGUUACCGUCGUGGCUUCCAGCUCCGGCCUCCGCAGCAGUCGCCGCCCUUCCAGCAGCCUAUACGCACAGUCCUGCCUCGGCAUCUACAAGUCGGGGUCCACCGCAGCCAACCACCCCCUGCACCCCCUGGUCCUGGGUCGGGACCCGGCGCCACGUCGACCCCUCGGCCCGCCGCCGGAGCUCAAGGUCGGACCACAAGGCUGGGGCCCAGAUCCUCACAGACCCACACCUCGUAGACCAGAUAAUAGAGACCUGAACAUAGACCGAGUACAUAGAGUGCCCAACAAGACUGCAGGAUCCUGCCCCUCCUGACCCACAAGACAAAUUAUGAUGAAAUUUGUGGAAGUGAGGGUAUCCUUGGGGGAAAAAAAAAAAAAAAAAGUUGGGGUUAACCUUGAAUCAUGUCUCUCCUUUCCCUCCUAGCCAGUGUUUGGGAUAAAUAUAAAUGAUGAAAUUCAGAGGGAAAGGAGGUCAGACAUAUCUGGACUUGAACUUGAAAUCCUCCCUCCCCUGGCCUGUGAAAUAAUAUCAAGGCUAUCGGACAAAGGGAGGGGAGACAUUACACUGGGACUCUGCUUUGACUACACACCUCUAAGCCCAGCCGCAGCAUAUGGGAGGGAGUUUUAGGUGAAAGCGGUACGCCGAAACAAAUCUGUACUGUAUGUGUGACUGGGGCUGAAUGGCAAAGUGGCGAUUUCAGCGCUAUUGUGAGGCACAGAGUGGGCUUUGUGUGUAUCACACUGGUUUCGUAUCGCGUUACUGUCUCUCUCUUUUCUC